Mastomys coucha (southern multimammate mouse) is the source of this 5447-nucleotide messenger RNA. RefSeq names its product transmembrane protein 63C (gene Tmem63c). Gene Ontology annotation, cellular component: plasma membrane. The transcript has 27 exons. The coding region runs from base 691 to 3096 and encodes 801 amino acids. Gene Ontology annotation, molecular function: calcium-activated cation channel activity. Lineage: Eukaryota; Metazoa; Chordata; Mammalia; Rodentia; Muridae. The record is from RefSeq and is a predicted model, not a curated record.
UUCUGAUAACUACAGGAUUUCCAGGGCAGAGCCUUGGUCUCUGCUUAUCUAGCCCGGAUUCCCCCACAGGUCAGAGCAGCGUUGGGCGGGGCCAAGAUUGACUCCUACUGGGAGGAGCCGGGAUGCCGCUCCCGCGGUGAUGCAGAGGGGAAUUUGCUGACAGUCCCUUGCCAGGUGGAGCUGGCUUUACCAGGCCGCUAAAAAGAAGGAGGAGGACCCACCCGCAGUCUCCUCUCAGAAGUGAAAACGCUACUGGUUGAAUCUUGGAGAAGGGAGGAUGCAGCCCUGGAGCCUGAGCAGGGAAGUUGUAAUUUGUGACAAGGACAAAACUGACCAGCAAGUCCUUUGUGCUUCUUCUGUGACCACCUACCUCUCCUCCCUGAAGGCAAAUUCUGCCAGCAGCUUCUUACGCAUGCUUCAAGAGAAACUGGGCCCCAUCCAGGUCCCUUCCAGGCCAUAUGUUCUGGGUUUGACAUCACAAGGCCAAAUAAGCCCCUCUGCCUGGCUUCCUGACUAUCUCAUCUCCAUCAAAUAUUAGCAAAGCGUCCAGCUUUACCCAAGCAGCAGAGGAGCUGAGUGGAUGCUUCAGAUCUGACGUGGACCUUCCCUGGAGAGCUGCCUCAGUGUAGGGAGCAGUCCCAGAGUCUGACGAAGACCUUCUACCUGGUUGGGAGCCUCCGUGUGCCCAGGAUGUCUGCCCCUCCAGAGGUCCUGGGCCAGAAGUAUCGAAACAUGACGGUGAAUGAGUGUUUCCAGUCCCGGAGCACUGUCCUCCAGGGGCAGCCCUUUGGGGGAAUACCCACUGUGCUCAUACUCAACAUCAUCUUAUGGGUGUUCGUUGUCUUGCUUUACUCCUUCCUCCGGAAAGCUGCGUGGGACUACGGACGGCUGGCUCUGCUGAUACACAAUGACAGCCUGACCUCGCUGAUCUAUGGGGAGCAAAGUGAGAAGUCAUCUCCCUCAGAGGUUUCCUUGGAGGCGGAACGCAGGGACAGGGGCUUCUCUUCCUGGUUCUUCAACAGCCUAACCAUGAGGGACCGGGACCUGGUCAACAAGUGCGGGGAUGAUGCGCGCAUUUACAUCACGUUCCAGUAUCACCUCAUCAUCUAUGUGCUCAUCCUCUGCAUCCCCUCCCUGGGCAUCAUUUUGCCUAUUAACUACAUUGGAACUGUUCUAGACUGGAAUAGUCACUUUGGUCGGACCACCAUUGUCAAUGUCUCUACAGAGAGCAAGUUCCUGUGGCUGCAUAGCCUCUUCGCUUUCUUGUACUUCCUCAUCAACUUCGCCUUCAUGGGUCACCACUGCUUGGGAUUUGUGCCAAAGAAGAACCUCCAUUUCAUGAGGACACUGAUGAUCACCUAUGUGCCCACUGAAAUCCAGGAUCCCGAGAUCAUCAGCAAGCACUUCCAUGAGGCCUAUCCUGGGUGUGUGGUGACCAGAGUCCAUUUCUGCUAUGAUGUCAGGAACCUGAUUGACUUGGAUGAUCAAAGGCGCCAUGCCAUGCGGGGCAGGCUCUACUACACGGCCAAGGCUAAGAAGACAGGGAAGGUGAUGAUCAAGACACACCCCUGUUCCCGCCUGUGCUUCUGCAAAUGUUGGACCUGCUUCAAGGAGGUAGAUGCGGAGCAAUACUACAGUGAGCUGGAGGAGCAGCUGACAGACGAGUUCAAUGCCGAGCUCAAUCGUGUUCAAAUGAAGAGGCUUGACCUGAUCUUUGUCACCUUCCAGGAUGCUAGGACAGUGAGACGCAUCUAUGAUGAUUACAAGUGCAUCUAUUGUGGUAGACACCCCAAGCAGUCUUCAGUAACGACCACCAUCAAAAACUACCACUGGAGGGUUGUUCAGGCCCCUCACCCCAAAGACAUCAUCUGGAAACACCUGUCCAUCCGCCGCUUCAGUUGGUGGACUCGCUUUAUCGCCAUCAACACCUUCCUGUUCUUCCUUUUCUUCUUUCUCACCACACCUGCCAUCAUCAUCAACACCAUCGACAUGUACAAUGUCACCCGCCCCAUUGAGAAAUUGCAGACCCCAAUCGUGACUCAGUUCUUCCCCUCUGUACUGCUCUGGGCCUUCACUGUGAUAAUGCCUCUGCUGGUCUACUUAUCCGCCUUCCUAGAGGCCCACUGGACGAGAUCAACUCAGAACCUGUUCAUAGUGCACAAAUGCUACAUCUUCCUGGUGUUUAUGGUGGUCAUUCUGCCCUCCAUGGGGCUCACCAGUCUGCAUGUAUUUUUACGCUGGCUCUUUGACAUCUACUAUCUUGAACAUGCGACCAUCAGGUUCCAGUGCGUGUUCCUUCCAGACAACGGUGCAUUUUUUAUCAACUACGUGAUCACAGCAGCUCUGCUUGGCACAGGCAUGGAGCUGAUGCGACUGGGGUCACUCUGCACAUAUUGUACCCGCCUCUUCUUAUCCAGAUCAGAGCCAGAAAGAGUUCACAUCAGAAAGAACCAGGCCAUGGAUUUCCAAUUUGGAAGAGAGUAUGCAUGGAUGUUGAACGUCUUCAGCGUGGUGAUGGCAUAUAGCAUCACUUGCCCUAUAAUUGUCCCGUUUGGGCUGCUGUAUCUGUGCAUGAAGCACAUCACAGACCGCUAUAAUAUGUACUACUCUUACGCGCCCACCAAACUGAAUGCGCAGAUCCACAUGGCUGCCGUCUACCAGGCCAUUUUUGCCCCACUCUUGGGGCUCUUCUGGAUGCUCUUCUUCUCCAUCCUGCGAGUAGGUUCCUUCCACAGCAUCACUAUAUUCUCCAUGUCUUUCCUCAUCAUCUCCGUGAUCAUCGUCUUUGCUGGCAUCUUUCUGGGGAAGCUCCGGAUUGCCAAUCUGUAUGAGCCUGAAGAAGAAACAGAGACUGUGUUUGACGUGGAACCAAACAGCACAACCUCUACCCCCACCUCCCUUCUGUACGUGGCCACUGUGCUCCAGGAGCCAGAGCUGAACCUGACCCCCGCCUCCUCCCCAGCCCGGCACACCUAUGGCACCAUGAACAGCCAACCAGAAGAGGGAGAAGAAGAGAGCGGUCUGAGGGGCUUUGCAAGGGAGCUGGACUCAGCCCAGUUCCAGGAAGGGCUGGAAUUGGAGGGCCAGAGCCACUGAUUAGGACUCCAGUCAGGGGGCAAGGGGAGAGCCUGGAGGGGGGGGAAGCAGGAAGGAGCUCCCUCCCACAGACUUUUGGGGAGCUCCUGAUGGAGACAUCUGCCACCCUGUGGCCCUGUGAAGAGCCGAAUCUGCUGACCAGCCAGAAAGGGCAGGAUGGGGUGGAGGAGGCCCACACCAUGUUUCUGGGAGUGGGAUCUGAAGUCCAGGACACAAGAGACUGUCUGCUGUGUGUCUUGCUAGUGUCAAGCUGAUGCGAGUGUGCAUAUGGGAAAAGGUAGCCCACUGACAGCUUCCUGGGGCAAGGGGGUUCACCAUCCCCUACCCCACUCCAGCUGCCCAUCAAGGAUUGCUCCAGACCCCCAUCCUCCACUGCCGUCUGAGCAGAAAAAGGUAUGUGGACUAGGCCUUGUGUGCAAGGCACCGGUGGCUGUGUCAUCACAGGUUUCCCUACAGAGCAUCUAGAAACUCUGUACCUCACCCUCUGAACACAGAGCAGCUGGGACAAACCUGGAAAGUGACUGAGGCCUCUGUUUCUCUGCUCUGCUAUCUAUUUAUAAUGGUAGCUGGGACAGCUACUCAGGCUCACUAAAGAAGAUCUUCAUGCAUGUGGUAAAGGAAACCAUGCCGAAUCCUUGCUGGUUGAUUUAAAGGUGUGUGUGUGUGUAUGUGUGUGUGUGUGUGUGUGUGUGUGUGUGUGUUUAGGGGUGGCAUUGAGUUAAGGAAACAAGGUGUUCUCUCCAAAACUGGGCCAUGGAAAUCAGACACACUUCUCUCAGUCCCAAGGAUAAAUGAAAAGAUCCCCAGAGCUUAGAGGCAGCCACCAAGACAUCCUCUGCCCCAUGUUAUAUGAGUGCUGUGCCCUGGCGUGGCCAAGAGUGGUGACAGCUCAGGCUGCAAACUGAAGACACUGGCCAUCCCCUACCCACAGAAAGACUCUUCUCUUUCAAGCUGCCCUGCCUGGCCUCUAGUAUGAUACUGGCUCAGGAGUUACAGAUGCUUCGCACAGUGGUGGUAUCAUCCCAGUCCCGCCAGGGUUACUCAGAGGAGGAGUGAUGGGUGGCACCCCCACAGACACAGAGAAGACCCUUCUGAUAGGCAAACCUCCGGCUGGAGGAGCAAGCCCCCCCUGAAAUGCUGGUGGCGCAGCACCUCUGCCCCCUUCUGAGGUGUUCCAACUUCUGCCUCUUAAGAUAAAGCAUUGUCAGGACUACCAUGAAGCCUGAGCCACCUGAACGGAGGGGUCUGGAGCCUCUGAAGCUCCUCCCCAGAUAUCUGGGUUCUUCCUUGCUGCCCAUUCACUGUAGGUGGGCCCAGGCUUAUUCAGCCCCAAUGUCUCCACCCAUGGCUGCCCUGAAAACAGAUCACUUGGCCUGGUCUCUGCUCCGUCUCUGUCACAACCCAGCCACAUAGGCAGUUCCAAGCUUCACUCCAGGGCAGAAAGAGUGACUCUUUCCUGAGAGCUUGAGUCAGCUGGGAAAGAGGCUACCUCCAGUCCUUGUCAAGCUUGGAAUAAGGGUAGAACUAUAUUAAGCCAGGCCCUUAGGACACUCCAGUCCCCCUGAGGCCCUCACCCCUAGGAUUUCAUCAACGAGGGGAAGGACUUCAUCGCUGAGUGGUCAGGCCCAACAUCUAGCUCUGCCCAAAGUGGGGAGUUACAGUUCCCCCGCCCCCCUGAAUGCAACCAGAGCCUAGAUCUGGGCCUUUACUCUGGGCACUGCUUGCUGGUACCUGCCCCAGAUCCCUGCAGCCCUGUCUGCUGCUGCUGGCCCUCCCUCCUGCCCUGACCCACUGUAGCCUGUACAAGGGGUCCUGUAGACAGCAGGGCAGGAUGGCUGGAGGGCCUUUCCCCUCUGGAUCUGGGUCAAAUGCAGCCUGGUUCUGAUGCCAAUGUUGGGCAAGUGAUAGAUCCCACUCUUGCUCUUCCAGGAGCUAUCCACCUGACUAGACCUCAAGUUUGCAAGAUCACUAGAGGCCCUCCUCAGCACUUGCUAUCCCAGCCCAUUGGUCAUUAUCCCACCCUGGCCCCAGACUCAGUCCAUCACUUUGAUCCCUUCUGGAGGGAGAUGCCUCCCAGGAGACCCAGAAUGACACAGAGCCUCCCUGGGGAGGUGGGGGUAGGGGGGGGGAACUCUUACUGGGCUUAGAGCAGCCUCACCCCUGCCUGCCUGUCCCCAAGCUGCCUCUGGAAGCAAAGUGCCUAUCAACAGCAUUGCAUCCUUGGAGGGGGGGGCGGGGCGCUGGAGGGGUGUGGACUAACCACAGCUACUACUACUAAAGGAAUGUGCCAGAACACUGAACCUUCUUGUUAUUAAUGUAUGACUGUGCCUUGAAUAAACAAGUCCUCCUAA